This is a messenger RNA of Suillus subalutaceus, 614 nucleotides long. RefSeq lists its product as uncharacterized. Bases 56 to 550 code for a protein of 164 amino acids. The transcript is spliced from 4 exons. NCBI's taxonomy places the organism in Eukaryota, Fungi, Basidiomycota, Agaricomycetes, Boletales, Suillaceae. The record is from RefSeq and is a predicted model, not a curated record.
AAUACACUAAUCUCUCGCUUGUAGGUUGCAGCUCAAGAGUCAUUAAUGAACGCGGAUGUCACGCAGGCUGAGGAUGAUGAACUUUCCGCCAGGCUUUUUCAAUGACGUGACAUAUGGUGCUUAUUCAUCCAGAAUGUACGGUAACCAUUACCAUUCCUCUUCCCGCCGUCCCCGCCCUCUCGCACCCUCUUUGGGGAGUGCGAGUGCGCUCUUUGGUCGCCUUUGGUCGCCUUUCCGCCGCUCUCACCACAAUACCAACGAUGCAAUCGAACUCCAGCAACGAUCAAGACAGUCCUUUGUCUCUCGUGGUCCUCGUAUUGUCGAAGUUGCUGCAGUCAAGGAUAGAGAGGUUAUAUUUACUGCUCCGCCGCCGCCAGAGAAAACACAGCAGCAAAGCCAAUCACACGGACAGGGGUCGUUCACGAUACCGCCUGCUUCAAGUACUAAUCCUACUAUACCACGUCCAAGACAUCCGCAUUCACUACUCGUCCGGUUGUUGGCUCAUCUUGUGCUUUUUCUCUGCUGCGCAUCUCCUCAACAAACACGCUGAUGUCAAUACACAACUAACACAGCAGCAGCAAAGCUAAUCGCAUGGCCGAGUCUAGGCCUAGGCG